Molecule: messenger RNA, 1771 nt
Organism: Sebastes umbrosus (honeycomb rockfish)
Lineage: Eukaryota; Metazoa; Chordata; Actinopteri; Perciformes; Sebastidae
Gene: trmt5
Product: tRNA methyltransferase 5
Exons: 5
Coding region: 45-1517 (490 amino acids)
Biological process (GO): mitochondrial tRNA methylation; tRNA N1-guanine methylation
Cellular component (GO): cytoplasm; mitochondrial matrix
Source: RefSeq, a predicted model, not a curated record
UACCCUCAUAGGCGUUCAGACUACUGAACAGAAGCACUAAAUGAAUGCAGAGCUGUGGAUUGUUUUAUGGAUGUUUUAGGUUGUUUUAUAAUUUUAUUCUCAGGCUCUUCUCCAGAGUCUUUACGUCUGCACAAAGUGAAAGAAACCUAAAAACUGCCUUAGCGUAUCGGAGCCUCUGGUCUGCCUCGCUGCCAGCUUCAGGCUUUGCUCUGAAGCCCACAAUGGAGCCUAAACUGUACCGGCCCCCUCCAGAGGUCAGGGGUAUGACCUCCCUGGACAAAGAGGCCUUCACACAGACCAUUACUGUCCCAGCUAUACGGGUGCCCACUGGCGUGUUAAACAAAGUGGUCAAGAGCCUGAGGAAGGCGACCAUCCAGCGCCCAGGGGUGCCCAGAGUGGUGCAGGACAAAGAGGAGAGUAGUGACUUUCGUUUAUUGCUGUUGGACCCCCACAGAGUGACCUCUCCCAGCUCCUUCAGUGAAGCUGAAGCCGAGGCUCUGAGGUCAUUCAGUGUCCCCGAAGAGCUGCAGCACUACGAGCUGCGGCUCACCUAUCACAACCUGAAGAGUGAAGAGGUGCUGGAGGCUGUGCUCCCUCAGGGUCAGGACGUGACCUCUGGGUUCAGCCGGGUGGGACACAUCGCACACAUGAACCUGAGGGACCACCAGCUCCCAUAUAAGAACCUCAUAGGUGAAGUCAUCAUGGACAAAAACCCUGGCGUUACCUGUGUGGUCAAUAAGAUAAACAUAAUUGACUCCACUUAUCGCAACUUCAAGAUGGAGGUGCUGGCUGGAGAGGAGAACAUGGUCGCAAAAGUGAAAGAAAACGGGGUGACAUACGAGUUUGAUUUUUCUCGUGUAUACUGGAAUUCCCGGCUGAGCACAGAGCACCAGCGCGUGGUGCAGCUCGUGAAACGUGGCGACACCGUGUUCGAUGUGUUCGCUGGAGUUGGACCCUUCGCCCUCCCGGCUGCCCGCUCAGGUGCCAACGUCCUGGCCAACGAUCUCAACCCAGAGUCACACCGGUGGCUGCAGCACAACUGCAAACUCAACAAGGUGGAGAAGAAAGUGCGAACCUUUAACCUGGACGGCAGAGCGUUCAUCCAGGGGCCGGUGAAGCAGGAGCUGCCCGCGCUGCUUAAGGGAGAAGCUAGUGUUCAUGUAGUGAUGAACCUGCCCGCCUUGGCUCUGGACUUCCUGGACGCAUUCAGAGGCCUGUUGCACCAGGAGUCUUCCUGUGAGGAGAACUUACCCACAGUGCACUGCUACGGCUUCUCUAAACCUGACCAGCCUGAGACGGACGUGGUGGAGAGGGCUUCCCGCAGCCUCGACUUCCCCCUGAAGGACCGUUGUUCGGUGCAUUUUGUGCGUAAUGUAGCGCCCAACAAAGAUAUGCUGUGUGUGAGUUUCACACUCCCUAAAGAGGUCCUCUUCAGCGGUGAUCAUGAACAGACAGAGCCUUCAGCAGAACCUGCUCCAAAGAGACAGAAGUGUGAAGAAGCCACAGAUUCAACGUAAUCAGCAUAUCGACCCGCCACUGUAAGGAAACAUUUGAGUUGAGAAUUCGUUUUUGUUUUUUUACAAACUACGUUUUACUGAUGCUUUUAGAACACAUGAUAUUGCAUCUUGUAAUAAGAAAUCCUGACCCAGCUUUACUUCAAUUGGUGACUUCCUUUUGUUCAUACUAGAAUGUAUUAGAACUAUUAUUAUUCAGAGCUUAACAUCAAACGUCCAAAGUUGUUUCAUUUUCAAAUAAAUCUAUACAAUAAUGU